GGCAGAUAACGUUAAAUUCCUUGGAAGCUACCUAGGUCAGCUAGGUAUAUCUCGUGAGGUUCUAGAUUUUAGUCUAGAAUUUACCUGGGUAGAUCCUCUCGUUAUCAUCGAACAAUCUUUGCUGUUUCUAACAAUUUCAUUUUUUCACUCUCAUGCACCGUUCUUCAAUUCAAUCCUACUAUACCGUACAUCAUAUGCAAGCCGUAUAGUGCUUUGGCUUCUUGUCGCGGUCUAUAUUGGCUGUUGUAUGACAAUCGUAGUCCGACUCAGUCACUCGCUAACAGUCAACCGCCAUAAGACAUACGACCGGAACCUUGGUGGCUACCGCUGCUUUAUUCGAAUAAACGCGCAUCACAACCAGCUCUCGAUGUAUAUAUCCAGCGUAGAAAGCUAACGGACGCUCGGCCAUCGAUAUGGCGGCUUCAUCUUUUGGCUUUUCCUCUUGGAGGGGAAGAUCCUCUUCUAUUACUUCUCAGUCAGAAAUAACGGAUGUACAUGAGCAAACACUCAACCCAAACCAAGCUUCGCAGUUAACGAUAACCGAUACUCGACCGCUCUCAUCCUCUCUAAACUCUUAUAAUUAUAGGGAGCCCACCAGGUCGUUUGUUCCAGGCUCGGUUAGAGACCAUCUUUCGCCCGUAGAUAGUGCUGGUUUUGCUCGAAGUGUCCGUGAGGACACGGCCGAACUCGCUUCAUAUGUUCUAUCAGACAAGAAAGAUAGGUUGAGCACGUCAUUCCUACAUCGAAUAUCGUCUACUUCGUCCCACCAAAGCCUCGACCAGCAUGAAUCCCCGGACUCGCAAAUGCCAGAUGCAGGCACUAUAGAUGAGCUUCCUGAACCACCUUCACCAGAAUUUAGGACAGAGGACGAACCCGACUCAGGACCCUCAGCGCUCACAACUAUGCUUCGACGCUCUCCUCCCCAAUCUCCAUGCGAUCCGAACGUUGGAAGUAAUGUAACUCCAUAUAAUGGACAAUUAUCGUCGACGAGUCUAUCCCAAUCUAGCCCAAGCAAUGGGGUGUCGGAGAGUACUCCGCUACUUAGGGCGUUGCCAUGUAGGCCCGAUUCUCCAGGCAGUACUACUGAGGUUGACGACAUAGAAAGUCAAAAACCGAAGAUAGGACCCUGGAGGUCAUCGUCAGGGAUAUUUGGUAGUGGUAUUCAAGGCAAGCUUCGUUCCAUCAGGGGCAUUGCCAACCCAAAGACUUGGGAUAAGAAAGUCAUCUUCCAGAGUGUUGUGAUGGAUCCGAUACACUGUUUGCCAGCUGUUAUUGUUGGGCUUCUACUAAACAUACUUGAUGCCCUGUCUUAUGGAAUGAUUCUAUUUCCAUUAGGCAAUCCGGUCUUCUCAAGUCUCGGACCGGCAGGAAUAUCUAUAUUCUAUGUUAGCACAAUUGUUUCGCAGCUGACCUUCUCAACUGGUAGUCUAUUCCGUGGCGGCAUUGGGUCGGAAUUAAUCGAAGUCGUCCCCUUCUUUCAUAAUAUGGCGACCACAAUAACAGCGACGGUAGGCGAGGAUAAGCCCGACGCGGUCAUCGCUACCACGAUAACUUCUUUUGCUAUUAGCUCUAUGCUGACUGGCGUUGUCUUCUAUCUCAUGGGAAAGUUCAGAUUAGGUUAUGUUGUUGGUUUUAUCCCUCGCCAUAUUUUAAUUGGAUGUAUUGGCGGCGUCGGUUGGUUCCUUGUCGCGACGGGCUUCGAGGUGUCGGCACGCCUAGAGGAAUUCAAUUACGAUCUCGACACUGGCCGAAGAUUGAUUCAAUCGGAUACUCUCCCAUUAUGGCUUAUCCCUCUUGCUUUGGCUAUAAUCCUUUUCAGUCUCCAGAGGAAGAUCACCUCGAAGUAUUUCUUGCCUAUCUACAUUCUAUGUGUGCCAAUAUUCUUCUAUUUCUUCGUAUUUUCGAUAGAUAGUCUGGACCCCGAGAAUCUAAGGCAAGCUGGAUGGAUAUUCCAAGCACCCGAAGCUGGAGAACCAUGGUGGUACUUUUGGACACUCUAUAAGUUCAAUCUAGUUCAUUGGGGAGCGGUUCUCGAGACCUCGGGGGCUAUGUUUGCUUUAACUUUCUUCAGCGUGCUUCAUGUUCCUAUCAAUGUCCCUGCCUUGGCUCAAAUUUCCGGAGAAGAUCAUCUUGAUCUAGAUCAUGAGUUGAAACUACACGGUUACUCCAACUUCCUCUCUGGAUGUGUUGGUAGCAUCCAAAACUAUUUGGUUUUUGCAAAUACCUUGUUAUUUAUGAGGUCAGGUGGCGAUAGCCGUCUGGCGGGUUUCAUGUUAGCAGGACUCACGUUCGGCGUCAUGACGAUAGGUCCUGUUAUUAUUGGUUAUAUCCCCGUUAUGGUUGUCGGCACUUUGAUUUUUGUUCUUGGAUUUGAGCUGUUGAUGGACGCUCUUAUAUCACCAAGGCGUAAACUUAAACUAUUGGAAUAUUUAACGAUCGUGGUUAUAGUUCUUACCAUGGGAAUCUAUGACUUUGUUGUUGGUAUCUUCGUUGGUAUAAUUCUUGCAUUUGUUUCUGCCAUUCUUCACGCAUCUCAAGUCUCGGCUAUUCGAGCAACAUAUACAGGAGACCAAGUUGGCUCCAUGGUUAGGCGGAAUCCGUCGCAGCAUCAUUACCUCCAUGAAGUUGGUAGCCAGACAUACGUCAUCAAAUUAUCUGGUUUCCUGUUCUUUGGCACCAUUGUUGGUGUCGAAGAGAAGAUUCGAAGCUUGAUAUCUGAUAAUGUUUUCACGGAGCAUCCGAUCAAAUUUGUGAUCGUUGACUUAUGGCAUGUCACGGGCAUCGAUUACUCGGCAGCUGAAGGAUUUAAGACUAUCAAUCGCCUGCUUUAUGGAAAAGGAGUUCAUCUUCUCGUUAGCGGGAAGGAUGCGGAAAGUAAACUUGGCCGGGAUCUGAGGGCUGUUGGAUUGGGAUCUGACGGGCCUGAAGUCAUGUUUAUGCCUGAUCUGAAUUCAGCCCUGGAAAGCUGUGAGAAUGAGCAGCUGAAGACAUUCUAUGCUCGCCAGGAAGCUUUGAGGAUCUCUCGACCAGCACCUUCCAACAACCUUGAUGUACCUAACAAGGGUCAAUUUGGCCAGCCGUUUGAUAUCCUAUCUCAAUCUCCAAGGAGAGAUCAUCUCGACCGAGCGGCAAGAAACGUGCUGAACCAGCAAGAAAUGAGACGAUCGACGAGAUGGCAAAACAUCAGCGAACCCCUACGACUGAUGCUUCAGGUCUUCUAUGAUCUGAGUGAUAAGAACGAGGAUUUCUGGUUCCGCGCAAAACCAUACUUCGUCCGGAAGGAGUAUUCUGCUGGUACUGUGAUAUACCAACGCGGCGAAACCGCCAAUGGCUUCUAUCUCUUGGAGAGAGGUGAGCUGAGGGCUGAUUAUGAGACGCCUCAAGGCCGCUUAUCCGAGCCAAUUGUCCAAGGCACGACGUGCGGCGAGCUGCCGUUCUUUUCGGAGACGAACCGGACAGCGACUGUGGUUGCUGUUAAAGACUGUGUUGUUUGGGUCAUGGAUACGGAAAAAUGGGAGAAACUCCAGAGCGAGGAGAGCGAAGUCGCUCAGGAACUAUUGAGGAUUUCACUGAAGCUUACUAGCGAACGAAUGGAUGCCAUGACGAAGUAUAUUUCCGCGGUGGGUAAUUAGAAAGGGUAAUGACGCAGGAAGAGUAGAGAAAAUAUGUUUAUACGUAAAUAAUCACGAAG
Molecule: messenger RNA, 3691 nt
Organism: Annulohypoxylon maeteangense
Lineage: Eukaryota; Fungi; Ascomycota; Sordariomycetes; Xylariales; Hypoxylaceae
Product: sulfate transporter family protein
Exons: 6
Coding region: 414-3632 (1072 amino acids)
Cellular component (GO): membrane
Source: RefSeq, a predicted model, not a curated record